UGCAUGCAAAAAUAAACCCGUUGAAGUUCUUCAAGUUCGAAACAAUCUUCAAUCUUAUGGAUGAACCAUGUACUACAAAGAAAUGUCGUCAUGAUGGAUUGGACUUCGACGCGCCGCUUCUAUCGACGAGACGUUUAGGCAGCUUAGAAAAGACAUGCGAAUUGGACGUGCAAAUAACUUGGAGCGAUACACCUAGACGGGUUCCAUUUCUGUGGGAGAGAGUUCCUGGCGAGCCUAAGAUCACUGAAAAUGGUUUGGAUAGUGAGGAACAGAUGCCUCCACCUAAGUUACCACCGGGUAGAUUGCAGUCUUCUAAUAAAGACUGCAAUCGUAAUUGUUUCAAUGAAAAUGACAGUAACGGUGAUGAUGAUGAUGAUGAUUUAUUUUCGGAUGCAAUGGAUAUGAUCUCAUUGUCCGAGUCGUUGGACAUGCAUUGUGGCACAAGUCAUGUGAGUGGACUCGGCGGUCUUGAUUUGAAAGCGGUUGAAUCCUGCGGUGACCAGUCGCCGAAUUUCAUCAUGAGUCGGUUUCUUCCGGCCGCUACUGCAUUGGCGUCUUCGUCGACUCUCAUCGCUUCGAAGAACUCGAAUGGAAGGCCUUCUCCACAUCGCCAUGGCAUGAAGAAUGAAAUAGCAAAGCCGGCAUCGAGUUAUCAGUUAUCGACGAGCAAGAUCAUAGGAGAAUGUGGUGGGCCUCAUGGUGCGGUUCGGACCUGCUCGCCAUCGAAGUCUUGUGGGCUCAUGUUCUUCUUCCCAUGGAAUCUAAAGCAUGCGCUUUGCAGAUUGAAAUGCCAGAUUCCAAGGUGUUCUCCUCGUCUGAAGCUUAAGGGUGAUGUUGGACGGGCAGAUGUAGUUAAACGUGGCAAUGGGUCGAGCGGUGCUGGUGUUUGAUUGGCCCAGUCCAUUUCUUUAUUGGGCCUAAAAAGCCCAGGUCCUACCCAUAUAAGACAUAAGCGGACCCGAUCAGGCCUCUUAAGGAAUGUUGUUGAGUCUUGGUUGACUAAUUUAUAAUUUGGGCUUGAAAUUGGGUCUGGGCCCAAUAAAUGGGGGAAGUUUCAAUUCUCUGGCCCAGAAACCCGAUGAGACACUGAAAGAGGAGUCCAUGAAGGAGUAAUGAUAUGCAAAAGCAGUGAUCUCGUCCGUUGGAUGGUGCAGAAAUCCAUCGGAGAAUUUCGGUAUAUUAUCUGUUCUUGAAUCUAGCAUGUGGGGACCUCUCUCGGUUCGAGUCUUCUGAAUCUUGACCGUCGGAUCAUGGGUGAGUUCUCUCCCUCCAAGUGGCUAUUUUGCCUGUGUUUAAGGUAUUGUAGUGAAUUGUACAUUUCUAAUUGCAGAUGACUCAUGUUAUAAUGGGAAGAUAAGAUGCAAAGGUAUGGUGAUUAUUAAGUAU
Magnolia sinica is the source of this 1386-nucleotide messenger RNA. RefSeq lists its product as uncharacterized. Lineage: Eukaryota; Viridiplantae; Streptophyta; Magnoliopsida; Magnoliales; Magnoliaceae. The transcript has a single exon. The record is from RefSeq and is a predicted model, not a curated record. Bases 57 to 890 code for a protein of 277 amino acids.